Messenger RNA from Sycon ciliatum, 2472 nucleotides. RefSeq lists its product as uncharacterized. NCBI's taxonomy places the organism in Eukaryota, Metazoa, Porifera, Calcarea, Leucosolenida, Sycettidae. The transcript has a single exon. The record is from RefSeq and is a predicted model, not a curated record. Bases 222 to 1937 code for a protein of 571 amino acids.
UGAUGUGAUUCAGCUAAGUUACUUACCGGUACUGUAGUUGCCGCAAGUGUAAUAAUAAUUUUGAGACAACUUGGGGCCGCUACAGGUCCUCCACCUUCGGCCAUUGCACCUUCAGGAAUCACCACAAUCCACAAUCUCUUACAAGCAUUUUCAAUUUUCGGAUCGGUGAGGCAAAGGUAGAUGUUCGCCUUCCACUGCCGAGAUCUGAUCAGCCGUUGAAGAUGCUAGCGAAUUUCCUUCUCUUCCAGUUUGUCCUGUCUGUACUAGCGGUGCUGGGAAGGCUGCCCAUCGCCAGCUAUGCCCUCACGGAUACAAUGCUCUUCAUGGAUACCAAGGACGUGGAGAGCGUCUGGGGCAGGGUGAGACCGGUAGCCAAUCCCGCGCAGCCGAUUCCCAUGCUGGCUUGUCCACCGGAAAACUACUCGUCCGGCGCGACCGUGACGGCAAGCUUCGUGGUGCUCGACAACGCGAUGGAGUCGCCAUCCCAGGAUUGGCAAACGGGGAAUGCGAUCUAUGAAAUCUACGUAGUGGUCGGGCGAGGCGGAGAACCGUUUGUGGCGGGUGACGACCAACCAAUUGACCGGGAGGAAGGCUCUUUGGUGGAGGUGAAAAGGUACACGACCAGCGAUUUCAAAACAUAUUCAUCGCCUGUUGUUGUAAUUUCGCUAGCCAAAGUGAAAGACAAGGGCUGGACGGUGAAAAGCAUUGAUCGGGACAGCGCUACUGGACAGUACAUCAUGCUGGCUUCUGGCGAAGGUGGAACGCAUGCCUUCUCCACAGACGAACCUCCAACCAAGCCGAACUCAUUCAAACCUACCACGGGCAGCCUUGACAAGGCAAACUUCAAUGACCAUGACGACACAAAUCUCAUCUUCUCUCUAGCUCCCGGUGUUGAUGAGCCGUGGGUUGAUAUGCAGAUCAUGUACGAAGACGUGAGCAUCACAAUGCCAAAGACCUACUCGAAAAAGAAGUACUGUGACAAUCUGGGCGAUACGUACCGCCGUGUGGUGUCCGUACGCACAUCCAAGACGGGUGAGAAGUGGACACAGGAUGCAGGCUGCAAAGACCAGCCACAAGUAGACGAGCACUGCAAGCAUUUCGACCUGUCCAAGAUGAUUCGGCCCGUGGUCGACUCUGAUCCACCUGAGCUGGAGUUCUACCGUGUGCGACCGUUCUACCUGUCUGGUACGCGGAGACUUGCCGCACACGCUCUACUCUACUCACCAGCACCGACACAACUUGCCACGGUCAAAGGAUAUGGUCGCCAGCCGCCAAGCUGCAAAUCAGAUGGCUGCUGCCAUGGCCCACACAUGUACGAGGAGUGGUGGAUUGGCCCGAAUGACGGCGAUCCGACCAACAUAUCGGAGUGGAGAAGGCCGUUCUAUGACACGCAUGCCUUCCCACACGACAUCUGGGCUAUGUCGCAGCCAUUGGUUUACAACAACUCUCACAUCUGGGUGGAUAACGGUGAAGUGUGGGGGCUGCCACUCUACCGACUUGCAGGACUCUACACUGAUUCCAAUGGUGAAAUUGUCACGUCCGCAUUUGCAAUGCCAGGAGAGGCACUAUGGCUGAAUGCUCAGGCGCUCUGGGAAGGCGGCAAUCAUGUGGGUGGUUGCGACGAAGGAUGUGCUGCUUACAUCAUGGUCGAGCUGUUGAAUGCAACCAGUUCCAAGCGGCAGAUUCCCAUACCUGGCUAUGAACGCCGAAAUUGCAUCAUGGUCAACGUCGACAGCUUGCAGAUACCCUUAGUUUGGAAGAAGGGAGGUCUAAUGCACAACACGCCGCAAAAUGGGCAGCUCAACACUGAGGAGAGCCGCACUGGGGAAGAACUGGUCGGGCAACCAGUCAAAGUUAAGAUCUACUUCCGGCACGCUACCAUAUACGCCAUUGGCACCAAGAGUACACUGGAUAAGGCUGUGAGGCCUGCCAGUUGAGAAGCAGCAGCAGCCUGUGCAGAUACACUAGUAUAGUAGUACAGACACGGUAACUACUUAGUCACGGUACACUGUAUGUGCCGCUACACUGUAACACUGUGACUAGCAGCGAUGAUGCUGUGAUGAGUGGCAUCACUUGCCUAGCAGCCACACCCAGGAGUGCUCUGCCUUGGAAACGACCCGCAGCCAGAUUUACCGCCAAGUACCAGUGUCCCCGGCGCUCCCUCUCAAAAUCCACCCUCUGCUUGGUCUCUGUCUACUAAGGUCUGAAUGACAAUACAAGUCAUACUUCUGCUCAGUAUCUCCUGGUUUAGUUGUCCUAUUAGAGAGCAAUGUCUGAGUGCUGCGUUGCUAAUACUAUUAUAGUAAUAGAGUUUUACAAGGUUUGGCAAUGCUUGUAGAAAAUACUUUAAAACUUGCCAUGAGCUUCAGUACUCGAGUGCCGAUUUGCGUUGUCAUGGAGACAUGUUUAGCCACUAUCGCCACUUACAGAAGUAUGUUUACCAAUACACUUGCCAUGCAAGUAGUAGCUUCA